Molecule: messenger RNA, 2092 nt
Organism: Closterium sp. Yama58-4
Lineage: Eukaryota; Viridiplantae; Streptophyta; Zygnematophyceae; Desmidiales; Closteriaceae
Source: the annotation of a GenBank genome assembly
GUACCAUCCAGACAUAAGCCUGGAGUGGAUGGUCACCCUGCAGACGGUCUUCAGCUCUUUCUUUCUCAUCGACUACAUCAUCAACCUCUUCAGUGCGUACUCAUGGUUUCAGUACAUGGUGUCGUGGCAGGGCAUUCUCGACUUCAUCUCCUUGUUGCCUCUCCUCCUCAUCCGCUUGAACAAGCAUGCGGGCACCAGCAACGGGGUGCGGCUGCCGCAGCUCCUCACCUUCCUCCGCGUCAUCCGCACCAUAUCAAUCGUGAAGGCGGCUCUCACCAUGCGCAAUGCUAUCGCCAAGGAGAUGAUAGCCCUUGGAUUUACCAUCUUCACCGUCUUGCUGGUGGGUGCGGGCCUGUUCCAGUACGUGGAGUAUUGGGACACAAGUCAGGCAUACAAGGAGAGCAUGGGUGCUUUUCCCUUCCUCUCUUUCCCUGCUGCCCUCCUGUUUCCUCCCCAUAUUGUUCCCCAAACCACCACAGUGCUGGUGGGUGCGGGUCUAUUCCAGUACGUGGAGUAUUGGGACACCACGCAAGCCUACAAGGUGGAGAAUGACUGCCCUGCCAGCGGCUGCACCAACUUCUUUGAUUCUUUCUACUUCAUGGUGGUCACGUUACCAUUCGUCUGCCUUUGCUCCAUCUACUUCAUCGCCCCCGUGCCAUGCAUCAUCUUACACCCAUGCACCUUCCCCAAUCCCCUCCUCCCGCACACAUCACCAGGGGGCGACGGUGGGGUACGGCGAUCGCCCGGACCGCCCCCGGACCAAGGCGCGCCCCCGGACCAAGGCGCGCCCCCGGACCAAGGCGCGCCCCCGGACCAAGGCGCGCCCCCGGACCAAGGCGCGCCCCCGGACCAAGGCGCGCCCCCGGACCAAGGCGCGCCCCCGGACCAAGGCGCGCCCCCGGACCAAGGCGCGCCCCCGGACCAAGGCGCGCCCCCGGACCAAGGCGCGCCCCCGGACCAAGGCGCGCCCCCGGACCAAGGCGCGCCCCCGGACCAAGGCGCGCCCCCGGACCAAGGCGCGCCCCCGGACCAAGGCGCGCCCCCGGACCAAGGCGCGCCCCCGGACCAAGGCGCGCCCCCGGACCAAGGCGCGCCCCCGGACCAAGGCGCGCCCCCGGACCAAGGCGCGCCCCCGGACCAAGGCGCGCCCCCGGACCAAGGCGCGCCCCCGGACCAAGGCGCGCCCCCGGACCAAGGCGCGCCCCCGGACCAAGGCGCGCCCCCGGACCAAGGCGCGCCCCCGGACCAAGGCGCGCCCCCGGUCGUAGGCGCGCCACCGGACCAAGGCGGCCCCCGGACCAAGGCGCGCCCCCGGACCAAGGCGCGCCCCCGGACCAAGGCGCGCCCCCGGACCAAGGCGCGCCCCCGGACCAAGGCGCGCCCCCGGACCGAGGCGGCCCCCGGACCGAGGCGGCCCCCGGACCAAGGCGCGCCGCCCCCGGACCAAGGCGCGCCGCCCCCGGACCAAGGCGCGCCGCCCCCGGACCAAGGCGCGCCGCCCCCGGACCAAGGCGCGCCCCCGGACCAAGGCGCGCCCCCGGACCAAGGCGCGCCCCCGGACCAAGGCGCGCCCCCGGACCAAGGCGCGCCCCCGGACCAAGGCGCGCCCCCGGACCAAGGCGCGCCCCCGGACCAAGGCGCGCCCCCGGACCAAGGCGCGCCGCCCCUGGACCAAGGCGCGCCCCCCCCGGACCAAGGCGCGCCCCCGGACCAAGGCGCGCCCCCGGACCAAGGCGUGACCCCGGACCAAGGCGCGCCCCCGGACCAAGGCGCUCCUCCGGACCAAGGCGCGCCCCCGGACCAAGGCGCGCCCCCGGACCAAGGCGCGCCCCCGGACCAAGGCGCGCCCCCGGACCAAGGCGCGCCCCCGGACCAAGGCGCGCCCCCGGACCAAGGCGCGCCACCCCUGGACCAAGGCGUGCCACCCCCGGACCAAGGCGCGCCGCCCCCGGACCAAGGCGCGCCCCCGGACCAAGGCGCGCCCCCGGACCAAGGCGCGCCCCCGGACCAAGGCGCGCCCCCGGACCAAGGCGCGCCCCCGGACCAAGGCGCGCUCGUGGAGCAAGUCGCUCGUGAGAAGAAAGAGCAAUGA